Messenger RNA from Exophiala viscosa, 1307 nucleotides. Its product is annotated as thioredoxin-like protein. Gene Ontology annotation, biological process: glutathione metabolic process. The record is from RefSeq and is a predicted model, not a curated record. Gene Ontology annotation, cellular component: peroxisome; mitochondrion. Bases 138 to 992 code for a protein of 284 amino acids. Gene Ontology annotation, molecular function: glutathione transferase activity; glutathione peroxidase activity. The transcript has 5 exons. NCBI's taxonomy places the organism in Eukaryota, Fungi, Ascomycota, Eurotiomycetes, Chaetothyriales, Herpotrichiellaceae.
CAUUCGUUCCCGUACCGUUCGAUCUGUUGACAUCAAGCUGACAGUCGUUCAUGAAGAUAUGAUCGCAAGAAUGAUGAUCUGACAUGACCUAUUCGGCCGCGGAGCCGCUGCGGAGCCGCAGCCUCGGCUGAACUCAAAUGUGGCCCCCGAUGCAGGGCAACAUGAACUUACCUUGGUAUUUCCUGCAUCACGAAGGCAAGGCCACAAAUGUAUUUGAGGGGCAUCAGUAUGGUCGAACGACUAGUAUCCUGACAUCCCAGAUCAAGAUUCUACUGUACCAUCAUCAACAGUCCUCGGACCGGCUGAAUACUCGUUGGUUCAACAGCACUACAACAGCGAUGCCUCGACAAAAAAUAACACUCUUUUUCGACCUACACAGCCCUUACUCUUACCUAGCAUUCUACGUGCUCAAAAACUCCCCAAUCUUCAAACAAUGCGACACAACAUACAUACCAGUCCUGCUGGUCGCGUUCAUCAAGCUAGUCGGCCUGAACCCUCCAUGGAGCAGUCCAAAUAAAGUAAACUACCUGUGGACCGACAUGGCGAGAUGGUGCGCAGAAUACAACAUCCCGUGGAAACAAGGGUUCCCGGAGAACUAUCCGUUCAAAGUCACUACUUUAAAGAUUCAAAGGAUCUUGACGGCUUGUAUGAUCGAAAGUCCCUUGUGCCACGCCGACCUAGUCGCAGCACUGUACCAUGCGUUCUGGGUCGAGAAGAAAGGCGUACAACUUCCCGAAGUGCACGAACCCAUUGUGAUCAAAAUUCUUGGCCAGAACGUUGGGACGAGGAUCAUUGAAAGGAGCACUUCGGAAGAAGUCAAAGCAUUGCUGAAACAGAAUACUGAAGAUGCGGUUGCGAGUGGUGCGCCGGGUUUACCAUGGAUCAAGGCAGUCAAUGCCACGGGACGAGAAGAGUGCUUCUUCGGCUUUGACCACAUAGGUCAGGUCACCAGAUUCUUGGGACUUGAGAAAUUGAAUGGCCCUCAUCUGUGAUAGGGUGAAAAACUACAAUGAUUGUCCUGCUUAGAUCUUCCAUCACAACUUCCCACCAGUCUCCCUGGCCGCACGCUCCCUCAAUUGCCGUCGAAGAAUCUUGCCUGACUAGAUCAUACCAUUAGCUCUGGUGAAGGCCGCAUUUGGACAAAACCUACCGGGUUCUUGGGGAUAGAAUCGACAAAUGCAACUCCGCCUGUCAACCACUUGAUCUUCGACACACGCGCUCGCACAUAGUCUGCGACAUCCCCCGCUGUGAUCGAGAAUCCAGGUUUCAACACCACGUACGCACGAGGGUUUUCGUCGUCGGUGGCA